Acipenser ruthenus (sterlet) is the source of this 1285-nucleotide messenger RNA. Its product is annotated as carcinoembryonic antigen-related cell adhesion molecule 7-like. The record is from RefSeq and is a predicted model, not a curated record. Bases 85 to 1182 code for a protein of 365 amino acids. The transcript is spliced from 9 exons. NCBI's taxonomy places the organism in Eukaryota, Metazoa, Chordata, Actinopteri, Acipenseriformes, Acipenseridae.
GUGCAGCUCUGAAUAGCAGCAGCAGUUUGGGAGCUCGUCCAUCUCACUAAUCCUGCGGGAAAAGGGGCUCCACUCCUUGGGAGCAUGGCACUGCUGGGCUGGGGCUGCAUCGUCUGCAUUCUAGCUGCUGCAGGUACAAUAGCAGAAGCCGUUCAGGUGACGGUGGGGAGCCCUGUGGUGCACGGGAUUCUGGGACAGUCAGUCCUCCUGUCCAUCUCACUCGACUCAACUCCGCUAAAGUCAUUGCAAUGGUCAGUGAAGAAGGAGGACUCCCAAAAACUAAGGAUUUUAAAAGCUGAAAAUAAAACACAGCCAGAAAUAAUAUCCACGUUCCUUCAUCGUGUGGAGCUCCUGAAGAAUGGGUCGAUUCUCCUAAGAAACUUGAACUUCUCAGAUCAAGGGGUUUAUAUAGUGACAGUAACAAACUGGGACGGGAGAGAAGAAACAGGGACCAUUACCCUGACAGUGAGCACCCCCCUCUCAGAGCCCCUCAUUUCAGUCUCCGUAAGCAACACCUCGCACUCCAUGCUGCUCACCCUGAGCUGUGAGGUCACAGAGGGAACGCAGCCCUCCUAUUGGUGGCUGAAGGAUGGCAAACCCCUCCCCCAGGACGGCAGGCACUUUGUGUCGGAGCAGAACUCGUCUCUGGAGGUGAGGAACGUGACGGAGCGAGACUGCGUCACCUACACCUGCGUGAGCCGGAACAGGCUGGGAAGCAGGGAGGCACAGCGGAACAUCACAGCUAAUGACACUACUGCCUGUCUCCCUGCAUGGGCACUCACUCAGGCUCAAGCUCUGUCAAUAGCAGCUGCAGCGCUGUGUGCGGCAGGGCUGUGCGUCAUCCUCUAUUGCACCAAGAAGCAUUAUCAGGAAAUCUGGCAAUGGAUCCGAGGGGUGCAAGAGGAAAGGGGGCUGGAGGAGAUAAACAGACGAGGUAUAGGAAUCAGAAGAGAUUAUCAGCUCGAUACACUAGAGGAAAACCUGUACAAUGAAGAGGCAGAUGCCCAGGAUGGUGUUGUGGUCAGUGUAGGGGCAGUGCUCCCAUACAUCUACAUGGAUUUCCUUCCCGCUGGGAUCUGCAGAGGCGGGACGGCAGAGGAAAGGGUGUAUUCUACCAUCGAAGACACUGCAGCACAGGCAGAGGGGUCACACACACACACACACACAGAAAUCACACAGUAACAGUGGAAGCUGUUCAUCGAGGAGAUUCUAAAGAAGUACAAUUCUAUUUACAAGUCUUUAUGGGCUCCCCUGAAUCAAAUAAAAAAGCCUUUAUGCCGUGAGU